UUCAUCCCUGUACCCUGAUUUGGUUCAAUGUACGAUACCUUUUACGGAAUAAGGAAAGCUUUAGCUGACUCUAUGGGAUUCAUAUUCUCUUGUCAUUUUAUGUACGGUGAGUUUGUCUUCAUUCGUCCGCUUGACGAGUCUUUACUGUGUAUACUCGUUACCCUCCUCAGAGCGGUCAAGAAAAGGUCCGUAGAAAUCAUGGACGCUCCUCUUGAUUUCUCAACACCAGCUUUAGCCACCACCACCACCAUCCUCUGCCUCGUCCUAGCCUUUGUAAUUGGGAGAAAGUUUCUCUUCAGCUCCAAACUUAUGCCUGCUGUACCUGGGAUGCCCUUGAUUGGGAAUUUGCAUCAGCUCAAGGCUAAGAUGCCUCAUCAGACUUUUGCUAAAUGGGCAGAGAUUUAUGGACCAAUAUACUCUAUAAGAUUGGGAUCAUCCACUAUGGUUGUCCUCAAUUCAGCCGAACUCGCAAAAGAGGCUAUGGUGACUAAGUUUUCAUCGAUUUCGACUAGGAAGCUUUCAAAUGCACUGACAGUGCUCACAUGCCAAAAAUCUAUUGUUGCCAUGAGUGAUUAUGGCGAGUACCAUAAAAUGGUGAAGCGAUAUGUACUUUCAUAUCUCUUGGGAGCAAAUGCUCAGAAGCGAAAUCGUGGCCACAGGGACACUAUGAUAGAGAACAUUAUGAACGCCCUAUUUGCAGAAGUUACAAAUGAUCCUCAUAAGGCAGUGAAAGUCAGAGAACCGUUCAUAGCCGAGCUUUUCAGAUUGGCCUUAAAACAAGCAUUGGGUAAGGAUGUAGAGUCCAUUUAUGUGGAGGAGCUCAGAGUAACAAUGUCGAAGCAAGACAUUUUUAAUGUACUAGUAUUAGAUCCGAUGAUGGGAGCUAUUGAAGUAGAUUGGAGAGAUUUCUUCCCAUACCUGAGAUGGGUCCCUAAUAAGAGCAUCGAAACUCGAAUUCAGAGUAUGGAAAUGCGCAAGAGAGCAGUAACAAAGGCCCUGAUCAUGGAGCAGAAGAAAAGGAUUUCUCGUGGAGAGGAAAUAAACUGUUAUUUGGAUUUCCUCUUGACUGAGGAGACUACACUGACAGAGGACCAGUUGAUUGCAUUGGUUUGGGAAGCGAUUAUUGAAACCUCUGAUACAACUCUGGUAACAACUGAAUGGGCUAUGUAUGAACUUGCUAAGAAUCCCAAGUGUCAGGAUCGUCUAUAUCAAGAAAUUCAAGAAGUGUGUGGCUCAGAGAUAAUCACAGAGGAUCAUCUGCAGAAAUUACCUUAUUUGAAUGCAGUUUUCCAUGAAACUCUCAGAUAUCAUUCACCUGUUCCUAUUAUUCCUCCAAGAUAUGUUCAUGAGGAUUUCCAAAUUGUGCUGUCUCAUUCUUGAUACAAUUUACAGAUAGCCAUCAAUCUGUAUGCAUGCAACAUGAACAAGAAGGAUUGGGAAGAACCUGAACAGUGGAAGCCCGAAAGAUUUCUAUCUAGCAACUAUGAACCAAUGGACAUGCACAAAACAAUGGCUUUCGGAGGUGGAAAGAGAGUCUGUGCUGGUUCUUUGCAGGCUUAUCUAAUUUCUUGUACGGCAAUCGGUAGAUUUGUACAAGAAUUCCAGUGGAGGCUUAAAGAGGGAGAGGAAGAGAAUGUAGUUACUGUUCAGCUUACCACUCACAAACUCCAUCCUAUGCAAGCCUAUAUAAAACCAAGGAAAUCAUAGGAAUCGAGAAAGAAGUACCCUUUGCUGUAGCCUGGCUCCCUUCUUUUUCCAUAGAACAGAUGAAAAUUUUAUAUGGUCUUAACCUGAAACGCUGUACGAACAAGAAUGUUGUCCCAGUGCCUAAUGAGCAGACAUCAAUAUCUAUAUUAUCGAUUUUGAUCUACUACU
This is a messenger RNA of Asparagus officinalis (garden asparagus), 1875 nucleotides long. RefSeq names its product ent-kaurene oxidase 2. Gene Ontology annotation, biological process: gibberellin biosynthetic process. The transcript has 8 exons. Gene Ontology annotation, molecular function: iron ion binding; heme binding; ent-kaurene oxidase activity. The record is from RefSeq and is a predicted model, not a curated record. Gene Ontology annotation, cellular component: endoplasmic reticulum; chloroplast outer membrane. NCBI's taxonomy places the organism in Eukaryota, Viridiplantae, Streptophyta, Magnoliopsida, Asparagales, Asparagaceae.